Messenger RNA from Penicillium robsamsonii, 378 nucleotides. RefSeq lists its product as uncharacterized. The record is from RefSeq and is a predicted model, not a curated record. Bases 1 to 378 code for a protein of 125 amino acids. Lineage: Eukaryota; Fungi; Ascomycota; Eurotiomycetes; Eurotiales; Aspergillaceae. The transcript has a single exon.
AUGGCUACCCGAACCGGCCCUGUAUCGACUUUUAAACGCGAGCGCGCGACCUUUCUCUUCGAGUUGCGAAUGCAAGCGAGGCUGUUAAGGGCAAACCCACAGGCUGGUGAUGAGGUUGCUGAGAAUAUGCGUGAGCUUGUUGGUGGUGUUCAUCGCCUCAAGCAUGCCUCUAUGGCUAUGGCUGUUGAUGCCCGAGGCAAUGCUUAUGUCCUAGCGAAACCGUACGGGUUUUAUAGCUAUAACGUGCCGCUUAUGUGCAAUAACAUUGUUGCUUGUCUGUUGCACUGGGCGGAUAUUCUUGUUUAUACUGAUGGGCGGAGGACGGAUGGGAUUGUUGUUGAUUCUAUUGAGGGGGUUUUAGCUUGUUUAUGGUUUUGA